Molecule: messenger RNA, 684 nt
Organism: Rotaria sordida
Lineage: Eukaryota; Metazoa; Rotifera; Eurotatoria; Philodinida; Philodinidae
Source: the annotation of a GenBank genome assembly
AUGUAUGAAGAUUAUUUUUCUAUUGAUGAUAUAUUAUCAACUCAAGAACGUAUUCGUUGUCAAUUACUUGUUGAUAUACCAAAAUUAGGUUUUCUUGAAUCAUCAUCAUCUUCAUCAUUAAAUGAUGAUAAAAAAGAUGAAAAAGACAAACAAAAUCUAACAUCAUUAACAACAAAUACAAAACUUGAACUUCCUUAUUGGAUGAUUUAUUCAAUAUGUAAUUGUAAAACACGUUUUGCAUCAUUACCUGAGUUACCAUUAAUAUAUUCACGUAUUCAACGACAAAUUUUUGCUGCUGAUGCAUCUGUUGUUGAUUUAGCUAAACAAGCUCCACAUUUUUAUCGUCAAGGACGUCAUUUAUUAGAAUUAAAUUUUGAUGAAAAACGACAAGUUGCAAUAACAAUUUUACAAACAUAUCAACAAAGAUUUCGAUCAAUUAUGGAUUCAGCUUUUCAUUUAAUUUUAUCAAAUGAUCAUCAUCAUCAUGAAAGUAUGAAACAACAAACAGCAAAAUUUGAAAGACAAGAAAAAUUAUUAUUAUUAUUGGGUCAAGCAGCUUUUCGAGAUUAUGAUAGAUUAAUUAAUAAUGAAACAAAACAAAUGUUACCACCGAAAAUUCAAGGAAUGCCCAAUGAUCUUACUAAUGUUCUUGCUACAGCAAUCAAUAGAAAAAGAAAAAGAUAA